AAUCAUGGCGCAAAUUAAUCUUUGUUUCCGGGUAGCCUUUCUCGCUGCACUUCUCCCUCUGUCCUCAGGUGCCUGUGUUGAUUUAGAUCUUGGAAUGAAAAGUGGAACAAUUUCAAACAGUAACAUUAUCGCUUCAUCUGUACAAAGUGUCAACACACCUGCCGAGAAUGGUCGACUGAACUACACAUCAGGAUCAUCAUGGUGUGCAGGAACAAGUGACACUAACCCAUAUCUACAGAUUGAUCUACAGACACUUCAUGUCAUCUGUGCUGUGUCUACACAAGGAAAUUCUCAAGCAGAUAAGUGGGUGAAGAGCUACACACUGCAAUUUUCCACAAAUGGGACAAACUGGUUUGACUACAAAGAAGGUGGACAAGUGAAGUUUCUGAGAGGAAAUGAUGACAGGAACUCAGAAGUGAAGCAUGUUGUUUAUGGAGUGUUAACAAGAUAUCUGCGAUUCCUGCCAAAUACACAUUGGGGUGGGGUGUGUAUGAGAACAGAGGUGUUCGGAGUUAAACAAAAGCCAACUUGUGAAAUAGAGGCCAUUGGUCUGGCGUAUGGUGGUAAAAUUCCAGACAGUAGCUUCACAGCAUCAUCAUACUUUAAUUAUAUCUAUGGACCCUCUAAAGGUCGCCUUAAAGGAGGUCAUCAGGGAUGGGGACCCAAGGGUAUAAGAAAUGGUGACUACCUACAAAUUGACCUGCUGUAUGAGUAUGUUAUCUGUGCAGUAGCUACUCAAGGAGCUAAUGGAUUUAGCGAGUGGACAACACAGUACAAGAUUCAUUUAUCAUUGAAUGGUACCAGUUUUGUCACCUACCAAGAAGACAAUGUUGACAGGGUCUUUCAGGGAAACUCAGAUCGAAAUGGAAUCGUAACCAACAGUCUUGAGGAAUUUUCAAUUGCAAGGAUUAUUCGCUUUGAGCCAACAGCAUAUCAUGCUUGGAAGGUUCUGAGAGUGGAAGUUUAUGGAGUUCUUUUAACUAAAGUUCCAUCACAACCCCCUACUUCCUUCAGAUUGGCUGCAAUUUCUUCUACCAGUAUCACAGCUUCCUGGCAGCUACCACCAAUCUUUGCUAGACAUGGAAUUAUCACAGGGUUUAAACUGUUCUACAAAAAGAAAGUUUGUGGUGGAUCAGCAACAACCUUGACUAUAAUUGGAAAUGGAUCAAUACGAAGUAGCAAUGUCACUGGGCUUGAUAAGUACACAGAAUAUGAAUUUCAAGUCCUGGCAUAUACAGUUGAUGGUGAUGGACCGAAGAGCCCUGUUGAGGUGAAGACAACAAAGGGAGAUGGAGAAUGUGUUGAGUUUGAUCUAGGAAUGGAGGGUGGAAAAAUUCCAGACAGUAGAAUAACUGCUUCUUCUUCCAGCACACCAGCAGAGAAUGGUCGACUAAACUACGCAUUGGGAGCAUCAUGGUGUGCAGGAACAAGUGACACUAACCCAUAUCUACAGAUUGAUCUACAGACACUUCAUAUCAUCUGUGCUGUGUCUACUCAAGGGAAUUCUCAGGCAGAUCAGUGGGUGAAGACCUAUAAACUACUAUUAUCCACAAAUGGGACAACUUGGAUGGACUAUAGGGAAGGAGGACAGGUUAAGGUUUUAGUGGGAAAUGAGGACAGAAACUCAAAAGUCAAACAUAUUCUGUAUGGAGUGUUAACGAGAUAUGUACGAUUCCUGCCACAAACACACCAGGGUGGGGUGUGUAUGAGAACAGAGGUAUUUGGGGUAAAUCAAAAGUCAAUAUGUGACAUACAGGCCAUUGGGUUGGCCAGCAGUGGUUGGAUUCCAGAUGACAGUUUCUCAACCAGUUCGAUAUUUAGUAGCGGUUAUGCAGCUAAAUAUGGUCGCCUUAAUGGAACAAGGGUAUGGAAACCUAACACUACAACUGAUCCAAAUGACUACCUACAAAUUGACUUACUCUAUGAGUAUGUUAUCUGUGCUGUAGCUACUCAAGGAAAUCCACCAUCCCAAUCGUCAGCACUAGAAUGGACCACACAGUACAAACUAAGAUUUUCGCUCAAUGGUACCACAUUUUUUCCUUAUAAAGAAAAUAACAUUGACAAGGUCUUUCGCGGAAAUUCAGGAAAAACUGACACAGUGAAAAACAGUCUCGAGGAAUUUGCAAGCACAAAGUUUAUCCGCUUUCAGCCAACAGCAUAUCAUAAAUACAAGGCUCUGAGAGUGGAAGUUUAUGGAGUACCUCUGACUAGAGUUCCAUCAAAACCUCCUACUACUUUCAAGUUGACUGCAAGCUCUUCUACGAGCAUCAAAGCUUCCUGGCAGUUACCACCAGUCUUUGCCAGACAUGGAAGAAACAUAACAGGGUUUAAACUGUUCUGCAAAAAAAAAGGUUCUGGAGGGUCGGGAGCAACCUUGACUGUUAGGGGGGGAUCAACAUUAAAUAGACUUGUCACCGGGCUUGAUUAUUACACAGAAUAUGAAUUUCAAGUGUUGGCGUUCACUUCUGCUGGGGAUGGACCAAAAAGUUCUCUAGAGGUGGAAAGGACAAUGGAAGAUGCUCCUUCACAACCUCCAUCUAACUUCACCGUCUCUGCAACCUCGUCUACAAGUGUAACAGGAUCGUGGCAAUUACCGCCUGGAAAUUCGAGAAAUGGAAUAAUUAAAGGAUUCAAACUCUUUUACAAAAGGAAAGACUCCUCAGGAUUAGGAACAAUCCUUCCUAUCAACAAUGAAUCAAGUUUAAACAUAAAUGUUACUGGUCUUAACAAGUACACAGAAUAUGAAUUUCAAGUGUUGGCCUUCACUUCUGUUGGGGAUGGACCAAAGAGCUCCGUGGUUGUUGAGAGAACAAAAGAAGAUGCACUCAAGAUGUCACUGGGCUUGAUAAGUUCACAGAAUAUGAAUUUCAAAUAUUGGCCUUCACUUCUGUUGGGAAUGGACCAAAAAGUACAGCUAUUUUUGAGAAAACAAAAGAGGCUGCUCCUUCACAACCUCCCUCUCAGUUUGUUGUCAGUGUGGACUCUUCAACUAGUAUGACAGCAUCAUGGCAACUACCAUGGAAAGACUCUAGACAUGGAAUCAUCAAAGGAUUUAAACUGUUCUAUAAAAAGAAAGACUCAGGCCCAGAAAUUUCCUUGACUAUUGACAAUGGAAACACAUCAACUCCCAGUGCACCUCGGUUUUUGUCUUCUGUUGAUGUGCCACCCAGCAAUUUGCAUGGCCCUAGAAUAACAUUGUCCUGGUGUAAGCCUGCAGAUCCAAAUGGAGUUUUAAGGGAUUACACCUUGUUUUAUAGUCACGGUGGAGUUGUGACAAGAGAGGUUUCUGGUAUAGACAAAGAUGCAUUGAAUCACACAGUUGAUGUGUUGGGUGGAGUGACUUAUCAGUUUCAUGUCAGAGCUGUGACUAUUAAACCUGGACCAAAUGGGACAACAACUGUAACUGCCAAGGAAUACAAGCCCAGUUGUGGACCAGAAGCGGUAUCUUCUUCUGCAGUGAACUCCUCAGAAAUGAAUGUAACUUGGCUUGGACUGCCAAGAGAAGUAGCCCACAGUGAUAUCAUAAGAUAUGAGGUUAGGCUCAGUGUGCUGGAAAACUGGAAAGGGAUCCAGUCUGCCUAUCAUUCAACCAUUAACACAUCUACAACUUAUGUUCUCGUCAGUGGACUCGCUUGGUGUGCCAAGUACGAAGUGUCUGUUCGAGGCUACACUGUUGCGGGGCCUGGACCCUACAGUAGACCUUAA
This is a messenger RNA of Stylophora pistillata, 3705 nucleotides long. Its product is annotated as protein sidekick-2. Lineage: Eukaryota; Metazoa; Cnidaria; Anthozoa; Scleractinia; Pocilloporidae. The record is from RefSeq and is a predicted model, not a curated record. Gene Ontology annotation, molecular function: protein binding.